AUGCUCCUGGACGUGCAGUCACUGAACACGCCACUUACAAUCCAGGGAGAGGCACUGGAAGUUGUGGAGCAUUUUACGUAUCUUGGAAGUUGUAUUAGUUCUGAUUGUAGUGUGACAGAUGAGGUGAAUGCACGAAUCUGCAAGGCUCGAGCCGCGUUUGCUAACUUGAGACACCUAUGGCGUCAGAAUGGUUUAUCCCUGAAUCUGAAGGGAUGCUUGGGUGACUUGGCGGUAUCCCAGACAUUGUACUUUCUUCUUGUAGCAUGGCAGCUAGGUACCGAAAGAGUGCUACAAAUCUGGCAGUGUUCCGAGCCGUUGGCGAGCGUCCGGGGUUCAAAUCCCGACACGGCCAUUGGAUAUGCACUGAUGAUGAGCUCUAAUAAGAGCAAAACUCGAGUCCAGUGCUUCCCUUUGAGGAGCUACAAAAGGCAGCUAUCGGCGGUUUUACCAACGUGGGGGGGACCACCUCCUUCAAAGGUAGAAGGCCCACGCAAACCAGGCUCUCACAAGGCGAAAAAACGUACAAAUGAAUGGCAGCUCUUGGAACCACCAGAACAGGAUGCAGACAAAAGCAGCGAAGAUAGUGUUAAAAUUCUUGUCCACAAACCUCCUCAGCCUUUUCAACAAACCACGAUAUUAACCAGUCGGCUUGCUUUGAACACCAUCUCCUAA
Opisthorchis viverrini is the source of this 672-nucleotide messenger RNA. RefSeq lists its product as hypothetical. The record is from RefSeq and is a predicted model, not a curated record. Lineage: Eukaryota; Metazoa; Platyhelminthes; Trematoda; Opisthorchiida; Opisthorchiidae. The coding region runs from base 1 to 672 and encodes 223 amino acids. The transcript has 5 exons.